UUCAGUUCUACCGCUGCGCAAAAACACACAGCACUAUUCUUCUUUCUUCUUCUUCUUCUUCUCUCUUUCUUGCUGUUCGUCGUCGACGUCGUCUCCUUUCUCCAGCGGUAUCCACUGCUCAUGGUUCCGCCCUUUCGUUUUCGCCACUAGAUAUUGCUACCCAAUUCGCUUCAGGAUCUCUCCGAGCAGAGGAUUGCUCUCGAUUUUGGGAAAGUGGUGUUGUUUCCUCAAGGGUUAGGAUUUAUGUCCCGUAAUCAAUCCAGGGGUGAGAGGAACGAGUCUACGCAGUACAGGAAAUCCGGCCGAUCUGGUGGUUCUAAUCAGCAGCGCAACUUUCCGGGCGGCGUCUCGAGUAAGGGCGGCGGCGGCGCCGCCGCCGCCGCCCCCGGCACCCCUAAUCCUGCUGGCCGCGGUUCAAAGAAAUACAAUAACAAUGCACCAGGAGGGUAUUCCCGGGCAAGAGGCCCGAAUGUGGAUUCAGACUGGGGGACGAAUCCCGGGCAGAUGAAUCCCGGGCAGAAUGGUCCUCAACAGCAACCUACUAAUAUUGUUGGAGCAUAUGAAGCAACUGCUGCCAAGUCUUCUCCGAACGUCAAACCGACCGAAGUUGUGACUCCAAUAAAUACACAAGAUGCUCCCAAGCCGUCCCCUGGUGUUCCCCCUCUUGCCCCAACAACAAAUUCUUCUGGUACCAGCUCUGAAUCUGGAGCCCCCAAAACGCCUACAAAAGCUUCAGGGGAUCCGGCUAAGUCAUUUCCUCUUCAAUUCGGCUCUAUAAGUCCAGGUUUCAUGAACGGAGGAGUGCAGAUACCUGCUCGGACGAGUUCUGCACCACCAAAUUUGGAUGAGCAAAAGAAGGCUCAGGCACACCUAGACUUUUCAAGGAACACUCCUGCUGCGCCAAUUCCAUCUGUACCUAAGCAACCACUGCCAAGGAAUGCCGGGAAUCCUGACCAAGCUAAGAUUAGCCAAGCUCAACAAAUUCCCAAACCUAAAAAGGAUGCACAUGCUUCAAUUCCACCCUCUGUUACUCAAACUCCGAAGCCUGCUGUAAAUCCUAUCCCUGGCUUGCCCAUACAGAUGCCAUUUCACCAACAGCACGUUCCUGUGCAAUUUGGAGGUCCCGGUCCUCAAAUUCAAUCUCAAGCAAUGUCAGGAACAUCAAUGCCUUUGACAAUGCAGAUGCCUAUGGGUACUCCUCCCUUGCAGCAGCCAAUGUUCAUUCAGCCACACCCCAUGCAGUCCCAAGGAAUGCUGCAUCCCGUCCAAAAUUUUAAUUUCCCUGCACAGAUGGGUCAUCAGCUACCACCUAGGUUAGGGAACAUGGCAAUUAAUGUGGGCUCACAGUUUCCACAACAGCAGGCUGGAAAUUAUGGUAGUUCUCGCAAAUCCGUGAGGAUCACCCACCCAGAAACUCAUGAGGAGUUAAGGCUUGACGGCUCACCUGGUGCAAGGUCACAACCUAAUGUGCCACCUCAAUCACAGCCUAUCUCUUCAUUCCCUCCCAAUCAUCCUAUGAAUUUUUAUACAACUUCUUACGGUGCCAGUCCCAUCUAUUAUCCUCCUGGAAGCUCUGUUCCCAUGAAUAGCACCCAUGCUCAGCCUACUACUCAAUCGCAAAGGUUAUAUAACCAGGUGACAAUAAAGCCACCUGUUACCACUUAUGGGGAGAAAGAGCUGCUUCCAGGAUCUACACCAAAUUCAGUUGGAAAGACAGAGUCCUUGGAAUCUUCAACAUUACAUGAUGCAAAAUCAAUUAGCCAUAAGAAAGAAGUUGACACUUCGUCUUUGAGCUUGUUACCUCGUGCCAAGUCGGGUACAUCAGCAUCCACACCUUCAACAGGCUCAAUGAACAGGGAGAGAGAUGCAUCAACCACUUCAAGUUCUGCUUCAGCUCGUGCAGGUGAUUCUGUGUCUUCAUUGAAGGGCCCUUCUGAUGGAUCAAAAAAGGUUAUUGUGCCUGAUUCCACGAGUGAUAAACCUAACCAGUUGGGCAAUAAAAGCCAGGCAGAUCAGGAUGGAAAUCAAUCAACCUCACUCUCAUUGGCUUCUCCACUGUCAGAAUCUGAACCGUUGAACACAAAAUCUGACCUAUCUAUUUCUAAUUUGGUACCUGAAAUUGCUAAGGAAUCAUCCUCAACAGCUGUUACUUCUUCUGAGAAUGCUAAUCUGAUAAGCAUUGGCUCUGUAGAAGAGAAGGAAGAUGGUUUGUCUAAAAGUUUAGGCACAAAAGAUGUACAUACCAAUAAAUUAAAGCCUGAUAUUAUUGGGAAAGAAAAAGAAGAAGCCAGUAGGUCUGGCAGUUUGGAACUUCACAAGGAUAGUCUGGAAUCAUCUUUAAAGUCUCUUUCUUUGGAGUCUAUAGAACCUACUGGUAAAAUUGAGCCAAGAUCUGAUGAAUUAACAUCAACAACUGGCGAUUUAUCAGAGCGAAGUGAGGAAAAGCCAAAAGAAGCUGCAGUUCUACACUCCACUGAUGUUAAGAUGACCGAUGCAUUACCUUCUUCUACUCAAGUACAAGUUAGUGGAAUUGCUGGGAAUUCUGUACCAGUGAAUUCCUCACCUGCACAGGAUGAUAAAUUUCCUACUCCAGAUGCACCGUCAAGUGUUACAGAUAGCAUUGCGAAGAUGGAAAUAGCUGUUAAGCCUGUUGUGGUAGAUCAGGAGUCUCCUUGUGAUGUUACCUUGAAGUGUGAACAUGAUGAUAUUGACAGUUCUAAUAGCAGCUUAGUUUCUCCUUCAGAAAGCACCAAAGAUAAAGCCUCAUCUGAUGCAAAUGCUGUAAAAACUGCUGUUCCCAGAGCAAAGAAGAAAAAGAAGGAGCUUUACAGGAAAGCAGAGGCCGCGGGCACCAGCUCCGACCUGUACAUGGCGUACAAGGGCCCAGAGGGAAAGAAGGAAGAUGUCGGCUCUGCAGAAAACCCAGAGAAAGAUUCAAGCAUUAGUUCGAAACAGACACCUGAAGAGUCUCAAGAUAGUCUUGUGCCACCGAAGAAACCUGCUGUGCGAGCAGAGCCGGACGAUUGGGAGGAUGCCGCGGAGGCCUCCCCUCAAUUAGGGCCUACGAAGAAUGAAAACCAGACUAAUGAGAGAGAUGCAGUUGGAAUAAUGAGGAAACGAUACACUCGGGAUUUUCUCCUCAAAUUUCAAUACCAAUGCACUGAUCUUCCGGAUGGAUUACAAAUCUCUGAUAUACCUGAGGCAUUGAUGGUUUCCACUGCGAACAUUUUACGUGAACAUCAUAGUCCUGGACGAAAUAUUGACAGACCGGGUAGUGGUCCUAGAGCAGAUCGUCGAUCAAGCAGCUUGGCUGAUGAUGAUAGAAGGACCAGAAUGCCUGGCCCACUUAUGCCAGCCCGUGGCGACAUGUGGACAGAUGUCGGGUUUGGUAAUAAUAUUGUCAGUUUUCGAACUAUGCAAGGAAGUAAUUAUGGUGUUCUGAGGAAUCCAAUGCCUCAAGGUACUGCUCAGUAUGCUGGGGGAAUUCUCGCCGGGCCAAUGCAGACUCAUGGAUCUCAGCUUGGCCUGCAAAGAAAUUAUUCUGAUUCUGAUAGGCAAUGGAGAACUGGUUUCCAGAAAGGUCUGAUGCCUUCUCCGCAAACACCACCUCCGAUGAUGCACAGAGCUGAGAAGAAGUAUGAAGUGGGUAAGGUUACCGAUGAAGAAGAAGCUAAGCAGAGGCAGCUGAAGGGCAUUUUGAACAAGCUUACCCCACAAAAUUUUGAAAAACUAUUCCAGCAAGUUAAACAAGUGAACAUAGAUAAUGUUGUUACACUGUCUGGGGUAAUCUCUCAGAUUUUUGAUAAAGCUCUGAUGGAACCUACAUUUUGUCAGAUGUAUGCAGAUUUCUGCUUUCACCUUGCAGCAGAUUUACCAGAAUUGAGAGUGGAUGAUGACAAGAUUACUUUCAAGAGGUUGCUCCUGAACAAAUGCCAAGAAGAAUUUGAAAGGGGAGAAAGAGAAGAAGAAGAAGCCAAUAAAGCUGAAGAGGAAGGUGAAGUUAAACAGACAGAAGAGGAAAGGGAGGAGAAGAGACUUCGAGUUCGGAGGCGCAUGUUAGGCAACAUUAGACUAAUUGGCGAACUGUACAAGAAGAGGAUGCUAACAGAGAGGAUAAUGCAUGAGUGCAUCAAUAAAUUGUUGGGUCAUAAUCAAGAUCCAGAUGAAGAAAACAUUGAAGCCUUGUGCAAAUUGAUGAGCACAAUUGGGGAGAUGAUUGAUCAUCCACGAGCAAAGGAUCACAUGGAUGCUUAUUUUGACAUUAUGGCACGGCUGUCCAAUAAUAUGCAAUUGUCUUCCAGAGUCAGGUUCAUGCUGAAAGAUGCCAUUGAUCUGAGAAAGAAUAAGUGGCAGCAGAGGAGGAAAGUUGAAGGUCCAAAAAAGAUUGAGGAGGUGCACAGAGAUGCAGCACAAGAGCGGCAGGCACAAACUAGCAGGCUGUCACGUGGUCCCAGCAUGGGAAAUUCUGUUAGAAGAGGUCCAUCCAUGGAUUUUUCUAGAGCUCCUAGUAUGUUAUCUUCUCCAAAUUCCCAUAUGGGCAGCAGCUUUCGUGCUGCCUCUCCCCAAUUGCGUGGUUUUGGGUUCCAGGAUGUUCGGAUAGAUGAAAGACAAUCUUUUGAGAACAGGCCGGUGUCUGUUCCUUUACCCCAAAGAGCCCUUGUGGAUGAUUCCAUAACACUUGGGCCCCAGGGUGGUCUUGUGAGAGGAAUGGGAUUCCGAGGACAGCCUUCACCACACAGUGUUGAUGCUCGGGUGGUGGGCCCUGGUCUAAAUGGCUUCAGUACUACCCCUGAUAGGACACCUCAAGUCCAAAGAGAGGAUCUUAUGCCAAGACAUAUGCCGGCUCGUUUUGGUGCUCCAUCUGAUUCUGAUCAACUGCAUUCACAAGAGCCAAAUGUCAACUCUGGGAAUAGAGAUGUUAGAAGCACAGAACGUGGCUCAGAUAGAUCUAUUUCUACCUCCCAGCAAGGUGGUCCACCCACUAGUAUGGACAAUGUUUCUACAGAAAAUGUCUUUUCUGAAGAGGAAUUGCAGAAAAAAUCAUUGUCUGCCAUCAGAGAAUUCUACAGUGCAAGAGACAACAAUGAAAUGAUUUUAUGCAUCAAGGAACUGAAUUCCCUGAGCUUCUACCCCUCAAUGAUUUCCCUCUGGAUCACGGAUUCUUUCGAGAGGAAAGACCUGGAGCGGGGUCUCUUGGCAAAGCUUCUUACCGACCUUGCAAAACACAAAGAUGGAGUCAUAAACAAAGAUCUACUCGCUAAAGGGUUUGAGUCCGUUCUUACCGUCUUGGAAGACGUCGUCAACGACGCCCCAAAGGCAGCAGAAUUCCUCGGCCGAAUUUUCGCGCAAGCUGUUAUAGAGGAAACCAUUUCACUUUCUGAAAUCGGGCAGUUGAUACUCGACGGUGGAGAAGAGCGAGGGCAGCUCGUGGAAACAGGGUUAGCAGCCGAAGUAAUGGGAAGCUUAUUGGAGAUGAUCAAGGAAGAAAAAUCCGAAGCUGUGUUUAAGGAGAUUCGAUCAAAUUUCCGGUUGCAACUCGGGGACUUCAAGCCGCCCGGCUCUAACAGACCGUCGAGAAUAGAUAAGUUCGUGUAGAGGAAGGAAGGAUAGAAGGGGGAGAUUCUUGUACGGUAUGGUUUACUAAACUAAAAAAUUUUCGGGUAUGAAUUCGACUGCGGCGGCAUUGUAGGGAAUUCUUUGUUCUAUAUUAUUUCGUGCCCAGAAAUUAAUUACAAAGUUUGCAAUGAAAUAUAUUGACAGCUCUAUAUCUAUGGCUAUGGCUAUGGCUAUGGCUAUGGUUUAAAUGCUUCGUUAUGUGUUUAGCUCUGUGGUCUUUAUAAGCUUAUGAUGUUUUGGUUGGGAACUUCUCAGAUCAGAUCAGUGUUCUUUUGAAA
Messenger RNA from Andrographis paniculata, 5894 nucleotides. RefSeq names its product eukaryotic translation initiation factor 4G-like. Gene Ontology annotation, molecular function: mRNA binding; translation initiation factor activity; protein binding. Gene Ontology annotation, cellular component: eukaryotic translation initiation factor 4F complex. The coding region runs from base 244 to 5595 and encodes 1783 amino acids. The record is from RefSeq and is a predicted model, not a curated record. The transcript is spliced from 11 exons. NCBI's taxonomy places the organism in Eukaryota, Viridiplantae, Streptophyta, Magnoliopsida, Lamiales, Acanthaceae.